CUCGAUACUCCAAAACUUGCCACCAGCUUCAAAGUCCAAUUCUAAACCUACUAUACUUGGAUCUGCUUAAUCCGACCAGAAGAUCACUGUCUAUAAAUUCACGCCCUGUUCGUGUUAUCUCCAAAAUUCGUACUACUCCAUAUCUCAAUUUCUCGCGCACUCUCUCCCUCCUUUCAUGGAUUCUCAAUCUCCUUCAGUUGUAACCUUAGCUCGGAACUCAUCACAAAACUUAGCUUCCGACGAUCAAUUUCCUCCGCAAAAUCACUACAACAAUUACUCCGAUCCAUAUUCUCAAAACCCUUCCCAAACCCUAGCUUCUUCCUAUCCGCAGGAUUCAAGCAAUCAAAAUUCUCAGGAAAACCCUAAUCACGAGACGCAUGUUCAGGCGCCUGAUAAUUCCGGUUCAAAUCAAGCUUCAGAGGAGCAAAAACUCGGCGGUUCGACUCAGAAGCGCGAGCUGCAGAGGCCGUUGUUGUCGGAAAAUGGAUUGACAAACACUCACAGCGGCACUGAUCGGGAUCAAUCAGGCGGUGAGGAAGAAACCAGCAGCAGAAGGAGACGGAGAAGCCGCUGGGACCCACCUCCGACUGAAGAUGGGACCGGCGGUGGUGAUCGAGGAAGUGGGACUGGUGGAAGGAAGAGGAAGUCGAGGUGGGCAGACGAUGAGCCCAAGCCUGUGAUUCAAUUGCCUGAUUUCAUGAAAGAUUUCACUGGAGGUAUUGAGUUUGAUCCUGAAAUCCAAGCUCUUAACAGUAGGUUACUUGAAAUUAGUAGGAAAUUGCAAUCUGGUUUGCCCUUAGAUGAUAGGCCUGAAGGUGCUCGGUCGCCUUCCCCUGAACCUAUAUAUGAUAACAUGGGAAUUCGUAUAAACACUAGGGAGUACCGUGCCCGAGAAAAAUUGAAUAGGGAGAGACAAGAGAUUAUAUCGGAAAUCUUAAAAAAGAACCCGGCUUUUAAGCCACCAGCUGAUUAUAGGCCUCCUAAGCUUCAGAAAAAGCUCUACAUUCCCAUGAAGGAGUACCCUGGUUAUAAUUUUAUUGGGCUGAUUAUUGGUCCAAGAGGGAAUACUCAGAAGAGGAUGGAAAAGGAGACAGGAGCUAAGAUUGUAAUUCGAGGCAAAGGGUCUAUCAAGGAGGGCAGGUUGCAGCAAAAGGGGAAUUUAAAACCUGACCCAUCGGAGAAUGAGGACUUACAUGUGUUAGUGGAAGCUGAGAACCAGGAGUCACUUGAGGCUGCUGCUGCUAUGGUGGAGAAGCUCUUGCAGCCUGUCGAUGAAGUGCUUAAUGAACAUAAGAGGCAGCAGCUUAGAGAACUUGCUGCUUUGAAUGGAACAAUUAGAGAUGAGGAGUUUUGUAGACUAUGUGGUGAACCAGGGCAUAGGCAGUAUGCAUGUCCUUCUCGCACCACAACCUUUAAGAGUGAUGUUCUGUGUAAAAUUUGUGGUGACGGGGGGCAUCCCACUAUCGAUUGUCCAGUGAAAAAUACUACUGGCAAGAAAAUGGAUGAUGAAUAUCAGAAUUUUCUGGCAGAGUUGGGAGGUACAGUUCCCGAAUCUUCAACGAAGCAAAGCUCAGCCACGCUAGCUCUUGGACCGGGAACAUCAGCAGGCAAUCCUCCUUGGGCUAGCAAUAAUAAUGCUGGUGGUGUUGGUGCCUCUUCACAUCCUGGCUUAGGAUCAAGUGUGAUCAAGCCAAAGGAGUUUGAUGAGACAAACUUGUACAUCGGUUACUUGCCACCUACUCUUGAUGAUGAUGGUUUGAUCAAUUUGUUCUCUCCCUUUGGUACAAUUGUUAUGGCUAAAGUUAUAAAGGAUCGCCUAAGUGGUCUGAGUAAAGGUUACGGAUUUGUUAAGUAUGCAGAUGUCCAACAAGCUAAUAGUGCUAUAGCUAGCAUGAAUGGCCAUCGUCUUGAUGGGAGAACCAUUGCUGUGAGAGUUGCAGGUAAGCCGCCUCAGCCUACCAUGCCUCCAGGCCCUGCUGCUCCGACAAUGCCUUUAUAUCCGGCUCCUAAUCAGGGCAUGGGUGCAUACCCAUCCCAGCAGUAUGCAGCGGGUGGACCCAUUGGCAAUACUCCCACUGGUGGCUAUCCACCACUUGGGGCUCCAGUUCCAUGGGGACCACCUAUGCCUCCACCCUAUGCCCAGUACCCACCUCCCCCACCUGGCUCAGCCAUGUAUCCUCCUGUCCCAGGUCAACCCAUCGCUCCAUAUGGAAUGCAGUAUCCUCCAAUUCCACCCGCAUCUUCUGGUGCACCCGCUCAGACUGUUUCUUCAGGUGAAAACCAACAAACCUACACAUCAUCGGGCGAGACACAGCAAAAUUAUCCUCCUGGAGUGCAAUCUCAGAGUAGUGCACCCGUUCAAUUAGUUCCUACUUAUGCGUAUGGCAAUUCUGUCACUUCAAUGCCACCUAAUGCUCAACCUGCAUAUCCUACAUCUUCAUACAGCUAUCCAUCUUAUUAUGGUGUCGCACCACCACCUCCUCCUCCAUCUGCAUCCCAGUCCAAUGGGGACCAUUCACAGGGUAUGAGCAAUGCUCCCUGGGCUCCAAACCCACCAGCACCCUCACCUCCAUCAUCUGCAGAGAAGCCUGCCUAUGGUGCGGAGGCAGAAUAUGAGAAGUUCAUGUCAGAGAUGAAGUAAUGAUGGGAUUGCUGUAACGCCCUGCAAUAUUAGGCUGAUGUGUUGGAGCACUUCACCUGAUUUCUUUCCUCUUGCCAUGACUUAUUUGUUGGAAGUUUCAGACUCACAUCUUUAACCUUGUUGUACUGUUAUGCAGAGAGAUGAGACCUUCAGUUCUUUCAGCUUGUGUUGGAGCAUUUAAUCAGUGGAUUAUGGAAUAUUAAUUUUACUUUUUGUAGGACUCAGUUUUGGGGGUUGCCUUCCAGCAUAUGUUUAUCAAAUUUUGUUUUAUUGAUUUGUUUGAAUCUCUUGUUUACUAAUCACUGACAGUUUGUUGUCUGUUUUGUGUGUUUCUCUCCUCUUUGACGUAUCACCGCUAAUCUCCUUUGCUUUUCUUUUCUAACUUGGUUAUGUCUUUUACCUUUCUGUGGUUAUUUUAAUAUUGAGAACUCAGAAAGCAGCCUACUACUUGCUUCUGCUAUUCCUCUCCCGAAGGUGAUGCAUCUUGAAAAUGUGAAGGUCCCCAGGGUAUGUGAGUUGGUUAGUUUGACGCCUAUAUUCACAUGUCUCGGAAUUAACUUUUAUUAUUAAUUCUGAUACAUUUUCCAGAUGUCUUGUGACAGGAAAAGAUGCUUGUACUGGAAGUUGGUACCCUGAGCUGGACUGAUUUCUGUCCUAAAAUUGCUUAUCCUCAUAGAUAAGUUUAAUUUAAACUUAGUUAGAUUUUCUAGGAUGUCUAUUAACAAAGUUUUGUGCCAUGGAGGAUUAGGUGAAGCCCAUUAGAGAGAAGUGAGGAUGGGUAGCUUUGAAGUGUGAUGGGCAGUAGAAAACUAGGAACCUCCUUGGCUUUGGAAUUUUUUCUUUCUAACAGUAGUUAACGUAACACUUGAACCUUUCUAGGGGGGAGAAGGGAAUUACUAUUCCAAUGUUGUUCCAACCAUGAGGAGCUUGGUGUAGCAGGAAGCGGUUAUUUAAAAUUUGGACACUCUUGUUUUAGAUUGAGUAGUGGCUAGGAAAUCACUGCAACAUAAGAUUAGGAAGGAUGUGUAAUUAUUAGUAGAGGUUUAUUAUUGCUGUUGGGUUUUUGUCCCCCGGCC
This is a messenger RNA of Nicotiana tabacum (common tobacco), 3717 nucleotides long. Its product is annotated as splicing factor-like protein 1. Gene Ontology annotation, cellular component: nucleus. Gene Ontology annotation, molecular function: zinc ion binding; mRNA binding. Gene Ontology annotation, biological process: regulation of mRNA splicing, via spliceosome. The record is from RefSeq and is a predicted model, not a curated record. Lineage: Eukaryota; Viridiplantae; Streptophyta; Magnoliopsida; Solanales; Solanaceae.